Cryptomeria japonica (Japanese cedar) is the source of this 1650-nucleotide messenger RNA. RefSeq names its product bifunctional phosphatase IMPL2, chloroplastic. Lineage: Eukaryota; Viridiplantae; Streptophyta; Pinopsida; Cupressales; Cupressaceae. Gene Ontology annotation, biological process: L-histidine biosynthetic process. The transcript has 9 exons. Gene Ontology annotation, molecular function: histidinol-phosphatase activity. The record is from RefSeq and is a predicted model, not a curated record. Bases 293 to 1375 code for a protein of 360 amino acids.
GGUACGACAUUUAACAUAUUAUACUCAAAAGAAUCUCUCACAUCAAGGGCUUCCUUCAAAGAUUUUCAAAAUUUUGAAGUGUGGUUGCAGAUCUUCCAUUCAAAUAUUUUAGUAUCGAGACAAAGCAAUGUACGAUGAAUGAAGCAGUAACGGGACUGUAAAAGAAGAAACUGCAAAUCUCAAGGCAGAGACUGUAAACAUCAACAUAAGCUGGCCCAUUAAUAAAAUUCCCUCGUAUUUGUCAUCGAAUAAAUGCCCAUACUGUUUCUUUUGUCGCCACAACACCAUCACCAUGCACGUUCUUCAUAAAUCCCACUCACAUAGUAUUUCCACUACUUCCAUUGCUAAAACUAAUCCUAUUUUUAAUCCAAAUAAAUGCCCUGAAAUUUCCCCAAUUUCUGUAUGCGUUGACAACCCUCGUUUUCUCAGACACCCACUUUCCAUUAAGGUCCCAGAAGGCUCAACACAGAAGCUAAGAACCCAUUCUGCGAAAAUAUUGGGUUUAAAGAACUCUGCAAUGUCUACUGAGAAUGUAGAAAUCAGCAAGGAUAUGAUCGAGGAGUUUGUUGAGGUGGGAAACAAGAUUGCAGACGCUGCAGGGCAGCCCAUUCGUCAAUAUUUUCGCAAACAUGUAGAUAUUGUGGACAAGGACGACUUAAGCCCUGUUACAAUAGCAGAUCGUGCUGCUGAAGAAGCCAUGCGUUCUGUUAUUUCUGAACACUUCCCAACACAUGCAAUGAUGAUUCUAAAGGAGAGUGCUCACAGAUAUGGGGAGGAGAAUGGAUGGACUUGCAAUGGAGAAAAUGCAGAAUAUAUUUGGGUUUUGGAUCCCAUUGAUGGCACAAAAAGCUUUAUCACAGGGAAGCCUUUAUUUGGGACGCUUAUAGCUCUUGUUCACAAAGGAAUUCCGAUUCUUGGAAUUAUUGAUCAGCCUGUUUUACGUGAAAGAUGGAUUGGGAAGAUUGGAGAAAAAAGUACAUUCAAUGGACAAGAGAUUUCAACCCGCUCAUGCAAUUCUCUGGCUAUGGCCUACAUGUAUACUACAAGUCCUCAUCUAUUUAAUGGGAAAGCUGAAGAAGCAUUUGUACGUGUCAGAAACAAGGUAAAAAUACCUCUAUAUGGAUGCGACUGUUAUGCUUAUGCACUACUAGCAUCUGGACAUGUUGAUCUAGUGAUUGAGUCUGGCUUAAAGCUAUAUGAUUUCCUGGCACUGGUACCAGUGGUAGAAGGUGCUGGAGGGGUAAUAACUGAUUGGGAAGGGAAUAAGCUUACUUGGAAGCUCUCAUCUGAUGGACAUUUUCCAGGUUUCAAUGUGAUUGCUGCAGGAGAUGCCCGUGUUCAUCAAGAAGCUUUAUCACUGCUGGAGUGGAAUUAAUUACCUGCUUCAAGCUUAAUUGGCUGCUAAAAUUAUUUAUAUUUCACUUCUAGCUAGUGUUAAGAUGUGAAACAAUCUUUUUCCUGACUAUCGAUGUUAUAUCUUAAUAUUUUUUCAUUUUAAAUCAUAAAUUUUUAUUCUCCCUUGAAAUAUGUACUGCUCUUUUGAAAGCUUAGAAAGAGGUCUGUUAGUUAAUUGGUUGUAGAUUCACAAUGACUAUUUAAUUUUGGUGAUUAAGCAAUUAAUGCCAGUCAUUAUAUUGAUUCUUGUCAAAA